AUGCAGUGCACGAAUACUAUAGGCCCACACGACCAAAUGGUGCGUAUCUGCGCCUGCGGAAUGGCAUACUACUGCUCCGGCAGCUGCCAGCGCAUGCAUUGGCAUGAGCAUCGAGAGGAAUGCCUGGAAAAUAACGGUCCUUGGGAUCUGAACGGCGAAAUAUCCAUCUCCGACGUCGUCUUCACCGGCGACAUCGUCAGCUGGUACAUCUCCGACCACAAGGACGAGAUCGGCGCGCAACUAUCCAAACUCAACCUCCUCCCCAAGUACCGCGGCGGCCAGCCCAAGCAGGCCGUCCUCCACGUCGACCUCACCGACCUCAUCCCGCCGCUGCCCACACACCAGAUCAACGUCCAGGCCAAGCCUGCGAGCGUACCGGGCGUGGUGAUGGUCGAGGUGUGCUUAAGGUUGGGGAAUUUAAGGGCGACGAGGUGGAUGCCGUUUAUUAUGCCGUUGUUUUAUUUUGGGCUGUGA
Messenger RNA from Schizophyllum commune H4-8, 474 nucleotides. RefSeq lists its product as uncharacterized. The record is from RefSeq and is a predicted model, not a curated record. The transcript is spliced from 3 exons. Bases 1 to 474 code for a protein of 157 amino acids. Lineage: Eukaryota; Fungi; Basidiomycota; Agaricomycetes; Agaricales; Schizophyllaceae.